GGAGUUGAAAUGUACAUGACAGGAUCCUCCAAGCACCUGGGGAACUGGGAGGAGAAGAAAGCGAAGAGGAUGAAGAGAAAUGGCGAUGGGAACUGGGAGAUUGAGAUUUAUUUCCCCGUUUCCCUUGAAAUCGUGUAUCAAUACAUGCUCAAGGACUUGGACGGGAGGCUUGUUUGGAGGAGCGCAAUAGUUCGCAAACAGAAGAUUCUUGAAACAGACACGUUCAGGAUUCACGAUUACAUCACAUGCGAAGAAGACAUCCAGACAGAC
Messenger RNA from Guillardia theta CCMP2712, 270 nucleotides. RefSeq lists its product as hypothetical. The transcript has a single exon. NCBI's taxonomy places the organism in Eukaryota, Cryptophyceae, Pyrenomonadales, Geminigeraceae. The record is from RefSeq and is a predicted model, not a curated record. Gene Ontology annotation, molecular function: starch binding. The annotation marks the transcript as partial.